Molecule: messenger RNA, 1446 nt
Organism: Trichomycterus rosablanca
Lineage: Eukaryota; Metazoa; Chordata; Actinopteri; Siluriformes; Trichomycteridae
Gene: cutc
Product: cutC copper transporter homolog (E. coli)
Exons: 9
Coding region: 71-826 (251 amino acids)
Molecular function (GO): copper ion binding
Source: RefSeq, a predicted model, not a curated record
GCCUUAAUGUGACGUCUAAUGGUGCUAAAGCCGUGUAGGACGCUAAUGUGAAACCAAACCAGUAACAAGGAUGGCUGAAGGCUUUCUGAUGGAGGUAUGUGUGGAUUCAGUUGAGUCAGCGAUAAAUGCAGAAAGAGGAGGUGCUGGUCGUAUUGAGUUGUGUUCCAGUUUACUAGAAGGAGGCAUCACACCCAGCGUUGGUCUUCUGCAGGUGGUCAAAGAAAACGUACAGAUCCCUGUGUAUGUGAUGAUCCGACUCCGUGGAGGAGAUUUCCUCUACAGCGAGCGGGAGGUGGAGGUCAUGAAAAGGGACAUAGAGCUAAUGAAAAGGCACAGGGCUGAUGGCCUGGUGUUGGGCGCACUGACGGAGGACGGGCGGGUGGAUGCUGAGCUCUGCAUGGAGCUGCUGGCGGCUUGUCGGCCUCUUCCAGUUACGUUUCACAGAGCUUUCGAUAUGGUCCAUGAUCCAUUGGUUGCUUUAGAAACUCUGGUGUCCCUGGGGUUUGAGAGGAUUUUGACCAGCGGCUGUGACUGCUCAGCGUUGGAGGGCUUACCCAUCAUUAAGCGCCUUGUUGAACAGGCUAAAGGCAGGAUUAUAAUAAUGCCAGGAGGAGGCAUCACUGAGCGCAAUCUUCAAAGAAUUCUCGAGGGAUCCGGUGCCCAGGAGUUUCACUGCUCAUCCCGCUCCACUAAAGACUCAGCCAUGAAAUUCAGGAACUCCAGCGUGUGCAUGGGUGCCUCACUAACUGCGUCUGAGUAUUCGCUGAAGGUAGCUGACGUGGGUAAAGUGCGCACUUUAAAUGCCAUUGCCAAGAACACUCUGUAGGUGCAAACCAAGGGACGUAUUUCUCAGGGGAGCAGGUCCCUUCUGAAUUGGAACAGUCCCUUUGCCCUGUGUGCUAAUGGGAUUUCAGAAGGUUCCAUUUUUGAUGUUUACAGAAGUCAUUCAUACAUUUUCUGUUUUUAUUCUCUAUAGCUGACAAUAACUGUUUCAAGUGCUGAAAACGUGACUGAAUAGCAACAAAUUUUUUUUUUUAUUAUUUAAAUCAAAAUGUUCUGAUUUACCAGGUUUGAAUGCUCACAAUCAGCUUGAAUAAUUGUGGCUUUUUGAACCCAUUAUAAGCGUUUGGCUGUUAGCGGACGUGUUCAAGUCUAAUUAUGUUCCAUUAUGAAAAGGUUUAAAUAAUUCUCCUGCUUACACUGUAAUUCUUCAAAUAAAUCAUGAUUGGAUUUGGCGAGUGCAGCCUCUUGAAUCGUAUCAUUUUAUUUAGUCUGCCAGAUUUAUUUUUAGUCAAAAUGAACACGUCAGUUGAGACCUGUUAUGUCUGCAUUGUGUUCUUGUGUGAUAUUUAAUGACAACGUGCUGUAUUGUGUUGACAAACUGAUUCAGCGUCUGAAAUCCCAUUUUAAAACUGUUAAUACAUGGUUCUUUUUUCAUUUCAGCUA